This is a messenger RNA of Cryphonectria parasitica EP155, 2202 nucleotides long. RefSeq lists its product as uncharacterized. The record is from RefSeq and is a predicted model, not a curated record. Gene Ontology annotation, molecular function: chromatin DNA binding. Gene Ontology annotation, cellular component: nucleus. Bases 92 to 1642 code for a protein of 516 amino acids. Lineage: Eukaryota; Fungi; Ascomycota; Sordariomycetes; Diaporthales; Cryphonectriaceae. The transcript is spliced from 4 exons.
CACAUCUGGUCGAACCCAUCAACACCGAGACCUGCCAGCACCAGGUGCCUGUAAUCGUGUGGACAACGACAGCUGCAGCAUAUUCACAAAGAUGCCAGGUCGCAGAUCAGGCCGCGCUGCUGCCAAGCGUGCAGCGCAAGCUCUAGAGAACACACCCAAGACGUGGAAGGAGCUUGAGGAUGACGAUGAAACAAUGCAAGAUGCUGAGCAGGAGGACGAGACCAAGCAGGAUGAGGAUGCUGAUGCCAGUGCAAAGGAGUUUGGUGCUGAGGAAGACGUCGAGGAACAGGAGGAGGCCAUAGUCGAGAAAACACCCACCCCACCUCCACAGCCUAUGGUUCGACGCAAGCGACUCGGCCGCCCACCCAAGGUCAAACCCCCCGGCUGGGAUGAUGGCAUCGAGGUUCCCCGAGACGAGGUACGCCCUCGUCGUGGUCGAGGCGGUUGGCGUGGCCGAGGUGGACGCAAGGGCGCCCCGGCUCCCAUCACCCAGCAGGCGAUCGAAAAGGAUGGACCAGUAUACAACAUUAUUGAUGACGAGCUGGACCUGCCCGAAGAUCCCGAGGGAGAGACCAAGGUCGAUAAGAUGGGCUACCUGCAGGGCGGUCGCGAGUACAGGUGCCGGACCUUUACCGUCAAGGACCGUGGCGACCGCCUGUACAUGCUGUCCACCGAGCCUGCCCGCUGCGUUGGUUUCCGAGACUCGUACCUGUUCUUCACCAAGCACCGCCGUCUGUUCAAGAGUAUCGUCGACGACGAGGAAAAGCGUGACCUGAUCGAGCGAGAGUUGAUCCCCCACUCCUACAAGGGUCGAUCUAUUGGUAUCGUGACAGCCCGAUCCGUGUUUCGCGAGUUUGGCGCCCUAAUUGUUGUCGGUGGCCGUCGCAUCAUUGACGACUACGACCUCGCGCGCGCUAGAGAGGAGGGACACCAGGAGGGCGCCAUCGCCGACCCUAACGAUCGAUACGACCCCAACCAGCCUUACAACAAAAACCAGUACGUCGCCUGGUUUGGCGCCAGUCAAGUCUACCACACCAACGCGCCUGUUGCACCCACACAAAUGGCCGAAAUGAAGAAGCGCCGCGUGGCGGUCACUGAUACCAACUGGAUGCUUGAGCAUGCUCGGGAGGCCGCGAAUUUCAACUCCCAGAUCAAUGCCAUCCGUCGGCGAAACAACCAGGGCGUCUACGACAUUCAUACUAACACCAUUCAGUAUCCCACCACUAUGCAACCCACAGCUGCACGGAUCGAGCCGAUCCCAUCUUCGGCACCCGGCGCUGCGGGCGGCCACAUCUCCCAAGUCUUUCCUCCGCUGAACCCCGUCGUCGCUCGCAACUUCACGGUCACGGACACCUACUGCGAAACCCCGCCCGCGGGCAUCUCCUCUGCCAGCUACGACAACCACGUCAAAGGCACGGCCAGCACAGGCCGCAGUUACAACGUCCUGGCGCCCUUCCAGGGCCUCGCGGCUGUCAGUGACGAAGUCAAAGACUGCCUGCCACCCGAGUGUCGCGCAGCCUUCGACGAGGCGCUGGCUAAAGAGAAAGAGUGGCAUGGCAAAUGGGGAAAUGAGUCGACUACGAAGUCGAGACGCACGCCUAUUAUUGACAAGGCCAUCGUCCCUUACAGCGUGGGGCGGUGAUUGUGUCACGAUGGGAAUGUGACUGCUAUCGUAUGUUUACGCUUAACGCGGCAAUCAAUAUGACGGGACGGCUGGACAUGGCCUUGAGGUGGAAUUCUGGGAGUUGUGUGUCGAAUCAAGGAUUCAAACGGAAACAGUUGACGACAAGCCUACGCCCAGGUCAAGCAGGAACUUGUGGCUCAGGCAUCUUUUGUGUUUUUGUUUUUCCCUUCCGCCUUAAUGGAGGGAAAACCAAAGACGAGGGACAGGGGGCUUGCGUUAAUAUAUCACUGUUGUACGAUUAUGGACUACGCGAUGUUUGGUCUCUAUGGAGAGAGACCAGCCAAAAGGGAGGAAGGUAUCGGCGUUUUGGUGGCUUCGUGUGUAUGGAUCAUACCCCUUUCUUCUUUCAACGUUUCUCUCGGAGGCUUUACCGAGGAAUUUACACGAGCUGGGAGUCGUUGAAAAACCAAAAUGACAUACCCGUGAGAGGACUUGUCCUACUGGUGAUAGAGCCAGAGCCAACAAAGCAUUAGGCUUCAGGCAAUGAACGAAGGACUACUAGGUCCAAUUUUGAUACC